Ochotona curzoniae (black-lipped pika) is the source of this 1512-nucleotide messenger RNA. It is a transcript of the gene SF3B4, whose product is annotated as splicing factor 3b subunit 4. NCBI's taxonomy places the organism in Eukaryota, Metazoa, Chordata, Mammalia, Lagomorpha, Ochotonidae. Gene Ontology annotation, cellular component: nucleolus; U12-type spliceosomal complex. The transcript is spliced from 6 exons. Gene Ontology annotation, molecular function: RNA binding. The coding region runs from base 45 to 1319 and encodes 424 amino acids. Gene Ontology annotation, biological process: positive regulation of mRNA splicing, via spliceosome. The record is from RefSeq and is a predicted model, not a curated record.
GGAGGGCGGAGCUGCUGCUGGGAGACGGCGGGCUCUUUUUCGCCAUGGCUGCCGGGCCGAUCUCGGAGCGCAACCAGGAUGCGACCGUGUACGUGGGGGGCCUGGACGAGAAGGUCAGCGAGCCGCUGCUGUGGGAGCUGUUCCUGCAGGCAGGGCCGGUGGUCAACACCCACAUGCCGAAGGACAGGGUCACGGGCCAGCACCAGGGCUAUGGCUUUGUGGAAUUCCUGAGUGAGGAAGACGCCGACUACGCCAUUAAGAUCAUGAACAUGAUCAAGCUCUACGGGAAGCCGAUACGCGUGAACAAGGCCUCCGCGCACAACAAAAACCUGGACGUGGGGGCCAACAUUUUCAUCGGGAACCUGGACCCCGAGAUUGACGAGAAGCUACUGUAUGAUACUUUCAGCGCCUUCGGGGUCAUCUUGCAGACCCCCAAGAUUAUGCGGGACCCUGACACAGGCAAUUCCAAGGGUUAUGCCUUCAUUAAUUUCGCUUCAUUUGAUGCCUCGGAUGCAGCCAUUGAGGCCAUGAACGGGCAGUACCUCUGUAACCGCCCCAUCACCGUGUCUUACGCCUUCAAGAAGGACUCCAAGGGGGAGCGCCACGGCUCGGCCGCCGAGCGGCUCCUGGCCGCCCAGAACCCACUCUCGCAGGCCGACCGCCCGCAUCAGCUGUUUGCAGAUGCACCGCCUCCGCCCUCGGCCCCCAAUCCUGUCGUGUCAUCCUUGGGAUCUGGGCUUCCUCCACCAGGCAUGCCUCCUCCUGGCUCUUUCCCACCCCCUGUGCCACCUCCUGGAGCCCUUCCACCUGGGAUACCCCCAGCCAUGCCCCCUCCACCAAUGCCCCCCGGGGCUGGAGGCCAUGGCCCUCCUGCAGCAGGAACCCCGGGGGCUGGACAUCCAGGACACGGACACUCACACCCUCACCCCUUCCCGCCGGGUGGGAUGCCCCAUCCAGGGAUGUCUCAGAUGCAGCUGGCCCACCAUGGCCCUCAUGGCUUAGGACACCCCCAUGCUGGACCCCCUGGCUCUGGGGGACAGCCGCCACCACGACCCCCACCUGGGAUGCCUCAUCCUGGACCACCUCCAAUGGGCAUGCCCCCGAGAGGCCCUCCGUUUGGAUCCCCCAUGGGUCACCCGGGCCCUAUGCCUCCACAUGGUAUGCGUGGACCUCCUCCGCUGAUGCCCCCUCAUGGGUACACUGGUCCCCCGAGACCCCCACCCUAUGGCUACCAGCGGGGCCCCCUGCCGCCUCCCAGACCUACUCCCCGGCCUCCAGUUCCCCCUCGAGGCCCACUUCGGGGCCCUCUUCCUCAAUAAAUUCCCUUUCUUCUUCCUGUUAUAUUCUAGUACCUUUCCCACUCUUUGGACCAGUCAGAGCUGCCGUAGCUAAUCCCUUUGAGUCCUCCCUUUUUAAAGUAACUUCUUCCCCACAGAACAUUUUUUUCUUUUUUACGUUGGUCCUAACUGUUUUACAAAUGCACAUGGAAAAUAAACCUGCACUUCUUGUUUA